Molecule: messenger RNA, 20029 nt
Organism: Porites evermanni
Lineage: Eukaryota; Metazoa; Cnidaria; Anthozoa; Scleractinia; Poritidae
Source: the annotation of a GenBank genome assembly
AAAAGAACUGACGAAAUUCAGGAACGAUUUGAGAGGAAAUUUGAGUCCCCAAUGACGGUUCCAGGAAAGACUUAAAGGAAGAAAUACUAAAUAUUUUUACAAUAUUCAGUAUUGGAGCUAUUAAAAGUUACAGGAAAGAUAUAGGAGGUCCGACACAGGUGGAAGAAAGAUUGUAUAAUCACAAUGACGCAUUUGAUCUGUGAAAAUGGCGUAGCAUUUAUCGCUUGACUUUGACAAUUCUACUGAGAUGGACGAUAUUUCCGUCGCAAUGGCUUUACGACGAUGAAUUUUGAAAGGAGAUGUUUACUGCUUAUAAAUUUUUCGCCGAAGUACUGGAUAGAAGCACUUUUUAUGCAUGAAUACACAGUUGAUGAAAUACACCCCGAAGAUAACGUGACAUUAAUAUUGUCAGUCUAGAUAUGGCUGGGUUUCGCACACAGUAUACUCGACUGAAUUCAAAUUCAGACGAUCCUGAAGAGGAUUUACCUCCACAGGGUUUUGAUAUUGGUGCCCGUGGAUUUGAGGAAGUUGAGAAAGGUGAUUGAAAUGCAUGUAAUUUGGAGUGUAUAAUCUAAUUACCAGCAGUACGUUAUUCAAUGUUUACAUAUUUGUGUAAAGACUGUUGGGUUUUUAGGCGGGAACAUGUCUUUGUCCACACAAGCGUUUGAAUAAAGCGUAAAAUCGAACCAGUGUUAAUUUAAGUGCCCAUAUAAAAGUAAAAAAAUCCUGCACAGGGUGUUUGAACUAAUUUACCAUGAAUUAAAAUAGAGAACCAACAAGCACGAAUAGAUUUUGUGUGUCUAUCUUGCACUUGAGUACAAACCAACUUCGCUCUUUUGGACUGACUAUGUAUUGAUGUUGCUUACUGUUGCUGUUUGUACAUCUUAUUCCUUUAGGUCGCUGGAAUCACAUUGAGAAUCUUGAUGAGUUCUUCAUUCGCAUAUCCUUUUCACUGUGUUUUUGUUGGUAUACAGAGCAUUUGUUUGUUAAUUACAAAAUUCAUCCCAGUCAAGGCUGUGAAAGGGAACAAAAAUAUACUUUAUGUACAAGCUCAUUGUUUCUGAUGUUCCUUUCGCCCAUAUCAUGGUCUUACCUUUCUCAAUCAAUCAAUCAGUGUCAUAGCAAGGGAUAUAAGGGAUAUGGUUGCCCCAAGUAUCAGAGCUCAGGCUCAUGUAUAAAACACAUGUGUGUUGUUGUUAUUACAGAAUAGGAGAAUAGGGAAAUGUACCUCCCAUAAAAGAAUAUACUUCCAUAGAAAACAUUUAAAGAAAUAGAUUCCAUGUGCUUAUUUCUAUCCAUGUCCAGGGGAGGGUGUAGGGGUACUCCCUAUGAUGGCUUAUGAGGUGAGGCUCUGCUUGAAAGGGGUACCUUUCCUAGUUCAGGUAUAUAAAAGGGUAGGGAUUUCACUAGUUGGGGUAUAUGAAAGGAUAGGGAAAACCGUCAUUUUGGUUUGUAAACAGUUCGAUAAAGAGCUAAUAGAUGAAUUUAUGGCUGUCAAAAAGUCAGAAAAACUUCCUGGUUUAGGUAUUUUUGUAUGUAAAAGGGUAAGGGGUUGGACCUCAAAGCAGAGCCUCUCCGAAAAAACUUUGUUAGUUGUUCCUAGUCUUUAAUCCAUCAAAGGACUGACUAUCAAGGGUUGUUAAAUUGAUACACAAUCUACAUGAAUAGUGGCCAUAGUUAUAGUGAGAUAGCUGCGUGGGAAAUCAUCAAAAUUAACAAAUACGUAUUAUCCUUAACUGUUCCUCACAUAUAUGAAUAUCACAGGAAUAAUGGUUUUGUUUGCAUUCUCCUUAAUGAAAUUUUUGAAUUAAUGUAAGGAACUCUUCUUGCAUGAUAUUAUUCAACUUAUAUAAAAGGUGCCUUUGAUAUGUCACAGUUCUAUUGAUAUUUUGGCAUUUUUUUUUAGGAAUAUCAGUCUUUCAAGGCUUUGACUAUUUCACUCAUAACCAUAAUAUCGGUACUCCUGAAUGAUGAAAGACCAAGAUCUUUCACACAAACUGUUAAAGAAAGAACAAGACUGACCCCUAUAGAGUUCUAAAGUGUGACGUCAUAAAAAAAUAAAUUAGUGAAAUUAUGGGAUUUGUCAGGAUAUUCUGACUGAAAGAACAACAUCCAAGAGGCCUACUUGCCAAAAACUAGCAUUUCAGGGCAAAUUGUCUCUGAGAUAUUAGCCCAGUUAUGCUCCGGUGACUCCAUACAAAUCCUUCUUAAUGUGACUCAGUUCAUAACAUUAGGAACCGAGUCAAAUUUAGAAGGAUUUGUAUUGGGUCAUUGGAGCUUAUUGCCCCGAAAUGCUAGUUUUUGGCAAGUAGGCCUCUUGUAUGUUGUUCUUUCAGAAUAUCCUGACAAAUCCCAUUACCGGUUUUUCACAAAUUUAAUUUUUAUGAUGUCAUCACUUUAGAACUCUAUGUAUACAUAUUUUAAUUCCCUCUUAUGCUGCUUCUUAUCCCAACUUUUUUGUAUUCAUGAGUUAAUUCUGGGUAACUGGGUUUUGUGGAGCAGUUAGGAGGGACUUUGCCAAAUGUGAAUUACGAGAGAGAUGGAUAGUGAAGGGAAAAAGAAAAGAAGAAAAAAUAUAAGGCCAAUGAAUCCAGCCAAGUUCACUGAACUAGCUUGGUUAGUAACGUUUUUGUUAUGGGACUCCACCGGAAAGUUUUGUUUCUUGUAAAGUAGCUCAAUCUUGCCUUUUAAAAACCUGCUUUUUUUUAUCCUUUAAACAGCCAAUUCGUAUUUGUGGUUCUUUUUACAUCGUUCUUGGUUCUAUGUGUGGAUUAUGACAGAUUGUUCAACCACAAGUUCCCAACAUUCUCCACUGUUGUGCAUUUCCACAAAGUGCAGCAGUAAGUUACAUUAUUUUUGUAAAAUCUUUGUUACAUUAAAUUUAGUAAUUUAGAGGUUGCUUUAGAUUCAAUUGGUUGAAAAAAAAAAUCCUCACUUUUCAUCCCAUCCCCUGAAUUACUUAUGAACAGCUGCCACUUUUAUACUGCUAGAAAAUGUAGGUCAUGCAAUGAUACAAAAAGCUGCUACCUACAGUAGGAUCCCCCAGGAGGAAAGAGCAACUCCGUCCAUUUUUAACAUGGUGUGGGUCCAUGUUUGACAACAGUGGAGAAAAGGAAGUGUCACAUGAAAAGAAGCAAUUGUUACCUUGUAGAUGAAAGGUUAUAUGCUGGCAUGGACGACAGCUUCCUUCGGGCACAAUAGUAUUUCUGACUUAAGCUGGGUCAAAGAACUGCAGUAUCUACUGGAAGCUGGGGUACCUACUGGCCCCUACUGGGAUCACAUCCCUGGGAUCAUUCUUACUUUCAGGCAUUUGUAAUAAUUAGUGCUAAUGUUUGUGAGACUUAACAGGGACUGUUACUUUCUUAGCGAUUUUUUUGUUUCAAUUAUUAUUCUUUUUUUAUCGCAUGAAAAAUAUUAAAUUGUUUAUCACUAAAUUUGUUUCCUCGAUUUUUCUUUUUACAUUACAGUAUGGAGCCUGCUAUAGUUGUGUGUCUUGUCAUAGCUUUCAUUUUUUGGUUGAUUCGUUUGGCGAGAAUAGUCGUCCAUUUCUUUAAACUUAUGGAAAUACGGGCAUUUUACAAAAAUGCACUACGAAUAACAGAGGUAAUCACUGGCAUCUCUUCUGUAAUUUGAAUUAUUAUGAUCAUUAUUUUUUUUGCAUAUAGUAGUUUCAUGGGAAUGCUAGCUACUAGCACUAUUGUAUGAGGGAACUUUAAAAAAUUAUGGUUGAACCUCUCCGUAACAGCCACCUUGGGGACAGAAGAAAGUGGCCGUUGUAGACAGGUGGCAAGUGUAGAGAGGUUUAAACAAGAGUCAAUGUAAAGGCUGUCCGCCAUAAAACGUGGCCAUUGUAGAGAGGUGGCUUUGGCUGUCAGUGGAUGUUAGACUGUAUUGUGGUUUGGCUAGGGUAUUGAAUGACAGUAAACAUUAAAGCGUGGCCAGUCUUAAUUUGGUGUCUAACUGAUGCUCAGUUUGGGAGUUUUUUUUUUUGAGAAAAAAUGAUUUUUUCCAUCUGGUUUAAAGCUAUACUUUAGGGCUGAAAUGAAAUUGAUUAGACACCCUUUUAUAAUAUCCUCGCACAUGGCUGUCCUCAAAGUUUUAAGUAGACGGUCUCUCAGGGAAAGUAGUCAGUCAUUUAUCCCACAAAUCCUCCUACAUUUGUUACGCUUGAUUCAUUUUCAAACUAAGAGUAGCUGGCUACGUUUACUGCAGUAGCCAGCUAAACAAACUGGCUGCUGGCUACUAAUGACAGAUGAUGCUGGACACCUUGGAUUUCAUAAGUUCGGAGUUUCCCCCUCCCUACAGUUUUUCCUAGAUCACAUCUAUGUUAAUGUACAAUUUGGUAGGUAAAAUUUUAUGUGACUUAAAAGUGGCCGUGUUUUUCCACUGCAGAGUGAGUUGACCAACCUACAGUGGCAGGAUGUUCAGAAUCGAUUAAUAGAGGUGCAAAAGGUCCAUCAGAUGUGUGUUCACAAGGAAGAAUUAACAGAACUUGGUUGGUUUGUUUUUGUGUGUGUGUGCUAUUUUGACUACUAUAUCUUUUUAUUGUUUAAUUUAGUUGUUCAUGUUUUUUAGUUGAAUGUAUUAUUUUUGUUAUAAUCAUAACUAUAACAAAAUUGUCAAAUCUGAUUGGCUAUCAACUGCCCUGAUUUCAGCCUUAAUUGGACAGUUUAAUAGGACAGUACGCGUCAUGCCUAAGUAAUUGGACAGACGCGCCAUCACGCGUGCGCUUAAAUGGCUUUUUUUCACUGCUAGCAAAACAAAGUUUAAGAUUUCUUGUGUUUUGAUUUGUGAAAUAGCAAUGUUAUAGUCUGUAAUACACCCCAUAAGUAAAAGUAGUUGUACAUGUACAUCAGUUAAAUAAAUUUUAAAUUAGAAGUACUAAGAACAUGCAGUAGGAUACAGUUCUGGAUAAUUAUCAGUCAUGUUGAUAGUUUUUUUUGGUGUUGUUUCCUAGAUAUUCAUCAUCGUAUACUAAGGUGGAAGAACUACAUGAUUGCAAUGCAGAACAAGUCAGUUAUUUCUGGUUCUUAUAGUUUCCCAUUUGUGGGUGAAAGGUAUGCCAUUGAAAAUGCAUCUUUUCUUGGGCACUUAGCUACAUUUGUCAAGACUUUUAUUGUACUUGUGAGCUGAAGUUUAGAUACAGUAUUUCCUUGAAUAAUAGCUGGGCGCAAUCAUUAUUUUUUUCGCACAGAAGUGGGCAAUUAUUCGAGGGAGGCGAUUAUUUCAAAUAGUGCUCACUGGAAGUCAUGCCCCAAGUAUUUUGUUUUAUUAUCCCAUUAAAACAAAAUAACUGAACACAUAUGGUCUUUUUAAGUGUUCCAAAUCUGGUUCCUUGAUUAAUGUUCGAUGUCAAUAUCCUCAGCGUCAGAGCUUAAAUUGUCACUGAUCAGUCUUGUUGGAUCAGACUCUACUUUAACAUGGCAGGGAGGGGAUAAAAGAAAGAGAUGAAGGCAAGAGGGGUCAGGGGGCGAUUAAUUGAGGGAACCAAAAUCACUCAGUUACACCCUUUAAUGCAGACAGUGUUGCUGUCUCAGGUUGGUUAGAGUUUAGUUUGAAUCCCAUUUUAACAAACACAGUUUGCAAGAAGGCUUCUAAAAUCUCUUUGUAGGAACAUCUUACUACUGUACUCUUAGCAGGGGCAACUUGGUCGUCUGGAAUUCCCCCUAUAGGGACUGUUGAAUAACUGUUAUCUUCAAUCCUCAAGUGUAAGCAGACAGCCUUGCCUGGACAAUACAUUUAGUUAUGUAAAACAGGAUGUUGCCUAAGAACUGUUUACAGCGAAUGUGUUACAAUACAUGCAUACAACAGCAAUAUCUAAAUACUUACAUAAUUAUUUCAGAUGUAAAAGUGAAUGAAAUGUUGUGCAUUUUUAAUCCACAGGGCUUUUGUAACUGAGGGAAUGAAGUACAACUUAAAACUGAUUCUAUUCUGGGGUCCAGGAAGCCCUUUUCAGAACAACUGGAAGUUGAGAGAAGAAUAUAGGAAUCCCGCUAAUAGGUGAGUACCUUUAUUAGUCAGGGCAAAAAACUUACAACAAUAAUAUUGUAAGUUUUGUGAGCUUAUGCAUAAAAUAAUAAGUUAUUGUUUUUAGUAGUUUUUGUUGUUGUUUCUUUUGUAGAGUCAGAUAGUUAAGGAUUGUGGGUUUUUGAUGCUCUCUCCUCUGUAGAGGCUCCCACUGGCUAUUCCAAUAAAAAUAGCAAUAAUAUUUAAAAAAAAUAGCAAGCGCACAGGGGACAGUGGCCUGCAAAGCAAACAGGGGGAUUGCUGGCAAUGGGGGGAGAAGGGGGGGAAGGGAAAGGGAAAAAAUAUAAUUCCCCAUAUCCCUAGCUCCCGUAAGGAAAAAAUAAAAUGUCUUGUUGUAGAUUUAAUGAUAAUAAAAAACUGGCAUGUGAUGUGUAAGUUGAUGGAUAUACUGGAAUGAGCAAAAUUGAAAUGAGCAUAAUAAUUAUAAGGUUUUCAGUUUUGGACAUGAACAUGAUUAAAAUGAUUAAGAUGGGAAGUUUUGUUACAUUUAAACCAUAAGAUUAAAGUUGAUUGAAAUUGAUUACUGUUUCUAUCAGAGGCAGAUGAUGCCACUGAUUUUAUUUGAUUCUGAGAGUUACUCCUGGGGGUGUACUCGAGGUGAGCCACUGAGGGUUUGAAACCCUGAGCCUGUUUAGGAUGAACAAAAUCCUAAAAUACAUACCCUGUUUAGGACAACCACCUCAAUUUUAUUACCAUGUUUGUGCAGGCAAUACCCUGUUUAUAAUAAGGACAGACUCGAGCGAAUUAUAUACCCUGUUUAGGUCAAAAACCAUACCCUGUACAGCGGCAAAUCCCUGUAUAAGACAUAUAGGGGGCUUGCUGUUGUUUAUUUAUUCACGACCCAUUCAAUUGCUGAGGUGGCCCCAAAUUUGAUCCCUUGUUGGCAGGUAUCAAUUAAGCCUGAUAUAAAUAACAUACUUUUUGUGUUCUUGUCAUAGAUUUGUUUUGGCGAAUAGGUGAGUAAGAUAUUGUCAGUAGUGUAUGUAUCAUGUUUUAACUCGUGCAUCGUUUAGUAAAGUUGAUGUUUGUCAUGAUACUAAUAUUUCACUUUUUUUACAGGCUUUCUCGGCGUAUUUUCUGGAUUGGAAUAGCAAACUUUGUACUUUCCCCUUUUAUUCUUCUGUGGGUUAUUUUGUACUCCUUCUUUACCUAUGCUGAGGUAGGUUUGGCUCAUCGUUAUAAGUUUUCUUGCAUGUUUUUGUUGUUUCUGUAUUAUUGAAUAUUUCACGAACAAUGUAAUGAGUUAUUUGUUGACGGCUGUAGGAGGUAUGUUAAAGUACGUUUAAAGCACAAAUGAAAACCAUUCACAGAGAUGAGGAACAAUUUGCAAAAAAUUGAUCAUUCAAAUGUUUUAUACCUGUUUAUGCGCAGUUGUUUGAUCGAGACAAGAGGUGGCGCGAGACAACUUAUUAUUUGAAACAUUUUGCGCUUUGUUAGUUGUCUUACAUUUAAGAAGUUACAAGCUCUAUGCCUUUAAAAUUACAAGUAAAUGCGCUUUACUUUAACUUCAUUCGGACUGUAAUUCUGUUUGUGUUUUAUAACUCUUCUCCCACGGGAACCAGUGAACCAGGCAAACGUAAACUUGCUCUUAAAAUUUGACGUGAAAUGCAAAAUCAGUAAGCCUCGCGUAAAUUCGACUUUGCACAGUGUUACAUUUUAACCCAGCUAAGCAAAGUGGGCAAUUAACGGAAUAUUGUUGCCAAAAAUUUAUCUUACGCAACUGCCUCCGCAACUUACUAGUUUCGUCACUGUUAUUGUAGGUAAAUUUAAAAAUUUUCUCAGUUCUUUUAUCGACAACCUGAUAUCUGAGAGCUCUGAGUAUAAAAAUACAGCCGUUAAAACACCAGAAAUAAUUCAAAAAUAUCAAAAUAAAUACUCACAUUGUUUUACGAACGUGCUUUCCUUGUCAUGUUGAAAUACGAACUCGCCUGAUGGAAAAUGGCGGGAUUAUUAUGAUCACGUGGUACUUUCGCAGUUCGCGUUUGGCGCGAACUCUACUUCAGUUCAAUCAGUUGCAAGUAUUUUUUUCUUUUUUGACCGUUUUUCUCUUUUUUUUCGGCAAUUUCGGAUAAAAUAUAAUGCAUGGUCAUCGUAUUUUCGUUCUGUUUUAUGGUUUGGCUUCUACGAGCUCUAAACUUCACAUAAUCCAUAUCUGCGUAAAAUCUGUCUCAUUUUCCGUACCUUCCCUAUAAACAUAGGACUGCGUGUAUUUUCAUAAGAGAAAAAUGAUUUUAACCUUGUCACAUUUCUAUCUACUUGUGAUCAACUGCAAAACGACCUACCUUGAUAUUUUAGAAAUUCAGUUAGUCUAUUUAUCAUGCAGUUUAAAAGUAACUGAAUAAAUAUGCUGUUUGCAUUUUACAGAUGGUCAAAAGAGAGCCAGAUUCUUUUGGAGCACGCAGAUGGUAAGAAAAUAAAAACGUUGUGAGUGUAAGCUAUAUUUUUAAAAUGUAGGUUGCGAAGGUGAGAGAAAACGACCCUCAAUUUAUAUGAUUUAUUUAAUUAAUUUAAGGUUUUAAGUGUACAGAAAAAACUAAGAAAACAUAGGAAAGUAAGCGGGAAAAAAGACAAAGCAAAACGUAUUCAUAACCCAAACCAGAAAAGAAUGAAAAAAUUUGGAGAAGGCUGCUAGGAGUAUUUACGAUAUGAUUAAAAUAGGUAAAGUCAUAACCCUGAUGGACCUAUUUAUUAAAAUAAGUAAAUUCAUAACCGUGAUGGCCUUAUUUACACUGUCCUUUAUAGGUCCUCCUACGGCAGACUGUUUUUCCGUCAUUUUAAUGAACUGGACCACGAACUUCACAGGAGGUAACUACAUUAUAAACCAUACAGAUCUGUGAUAUGAGGCUGUACGUAAAACCAAAAUUUGCCGAAACCAAAAUUCGGUAAACCAGUUAGGUCUCCGAUCACAUUUGGAGGCCGGGUAGUGGCGGGGGGGACGUUUUGUACCCCCUACAAUGGCCUUUACGGGGAGGCUCCGCUGGAAAGGGGUACAUUGUCGAGGGCACGGGUAUAUGCCAAGGGUAGGAAUUUGGGUAGGGAAGUCUGUCAUUUCGGUCUUUAAAAGGGAACAAAAUGGCUAGCAGAUGAAUUUUAUGGCUGUGAAAAAGUCGAGGAAACGUUCGGUUUUUUUAUUUAUUCGUAUUUGAAGGACAGUGCAUUUACAGCAGUUAAAAGGGAUGCAAAGUUUUAAACUAGGUGAGGAGCCGAUUUAUAGUACUGCUAAUCGGCCCCAGACUAGGUAUGUUAAAGGGGUACCAUUUGUCAAUAGAAGUUAUACAAAAGGAUCAGAGCACCUUGUCUACCCAAAAUGGUAUAUAAAAAGGUAAACUGUUGGACGUCGGGGCGGAGCCUAUCCUUCUUAAACUUCGUUGAGUACCCGGAGAGACCCAACACUAGCAGACAAGCGCGAGCAAGGACAACUAAUUAUGGUUUUCCUCUUGUUAGUUGGCAACCUCGUUCCCAGGAAAUUUCCGUUCACUUUGAGGUUGGAAGGGAUGGAAAAAGUCUUGGUUGAUUGGUUGCCGCCGAGUGGCAGCAUUCCCCACUUGACAAACAAUAGGGACAAAAGGUACAGGCUUUGGGUGCAGUGAUUUCUGGAAUCGUUUGGGUGGAAAAAUGUUAGUUAUGAUUGGUUGAUAGUAUUCAAAGCAACCAAUAACCAAUUAAAAAAAACACUGGUCCACCCAAACGAACCAGGAAGUCGUUGCGCCGAAAGCUUUACCUUACAGUUUCUGGAGUGGGAAUUAAUGGCACCGCGCGAUAGGUUUUUUUGUUUCAAAACCGCUCAAUUAUAUUCGUUAGAUUAUUUGUGUCGGAAAUAGUAAGGUUGGGAAUCCAUUUGUUAAACUAAAACUCCCGGACGGAAUUUUCAUGCUUUUUGGAAGCGGAAAGUCAUUAAAUUUUGUUCGAAAACAUAUUAAAAAACAGCUACUCCUCUUUGAAAUGGGUGACUUACUUUUCAGGCCUUUUAUUUUGGUUGGUCGAAACUGGCUCGCUCAGUCAAGAUUGAACUCGGGGUGGAGGUUUUUGCGCUUCCCGAUUGCGAGAGGACACGCAGGAAUUUUGCAAUUUCCCUCAGAAAAGAUUUCGUUGAAUUGAGUUUACCUAACACGUUUUAUAUGGUCUUUAUCGCUGUAUUUUUUUAAAAUUAUUCUUAGUAUUAUUUUUUGUUUUGCAGAUUAAGUAAAGCGUACGAGCCUGCCUCGAAGUACAUGAAUCUAUUUGUCUCCCCUUUUAUGGCCAUCAUUGCCAAGUAAGUGUGUGAAUGCAGCCUCCGAAAUUUUGGCCUUGCUCCCAAACACCCGCUCUUGACAGUGUGUGUGUUGUUUACGAUACGAUAAAGCUAUAAUCGCGGAUUACCUUAGUCCUGUUCAGUAUAACUAUAAAGAACACGUAACCAUUUUCGUGCGUGACCUAGCACACGCAAACGUGCGUGUUGUUUAGAAUACGAUAAAACUAAUCCCGGAUUACCUUUAUCAUGAUCUGAACAUCACGCACCCAUGAACGCGAGGGUAGGAAAUCAAUGUUUACAGAGACGACGCAUGGAAGUGCGUGCUUUUCGUUUUGAAUACGAUUAAGCUUAUCUUGGGUAAUAGCUUUAUCUUAUCCAUUGAAGAAAAAAUACUGGCCGUUCUCCAGGAUGAAGAAUCCUAACUCUAGUGAACAUAUCCAGGCACAAUUUGCGGUUUAUCGACAUCUUUUUAAAAUUUUAUGUAAUAAAUCAAACAUGAGAAACUGAGUCUCAAGAGUGAUCAACAUGGAUUUUGUCAGAACAACAUCAAUACAUAAUCAAUAGAAAAGGAAAUGAGAAUUAAUGAAAUGAUCGUGUAAGGAAAAGUGUUUUGAUCUUCAAACAAUUUCUCUCUUCUAACUCCUCCAGAAAAUGUAUUGAUAUAAGUUUGGAGCUUUUGUAAUUAGAUACUGUGGCUUAAAGGGUUAAACACCGAGAAGAGAGUUGAAAAUACGACGCGCAGCGGAGUAUUUUGAUGUAAAAUUGCGAGUGGAUUUUGUGCUGGGUCGUUUCCCAUAAAUAUGAUUUAUGUAUACUGUAGUCCCGUGGAUUAUACACAGCCGCGGUCAGUAAACUGUGCAAUAAUUUUGUUCUACUACAAUUCAUGAACACAGCUAAUUUCUGUGUUGUUUUCCCAUAGAAACCUGGCGUUUUUUGCUGGUGCUCUUUUCGCUGUGUUAACAAUCUUCACUCUUCUUGACAAAGAUGUUCUGCUAGCGGAACAUGUGCUUACUGCUAUAGCAAUUUUAGGUGUGUAGUCGUAGUGUAUUUAUAUAGGCAAGCUACUGAACGAGGAACUUACGUUCUAUUAUAGCCUCAGAACGGUACUUUCUUGACGAAACAGAACAUGUCCAGAAAAUGGAGUUGAAAAAAUACCGCUCAAAUUCUUUUUAAUAAUUGUGUUUUAUUAUUUAUUAUUAUUUAUUAAUAAAUUAUACAUUUAUUUAUUGAUAAUUAUUAUUUCUGAAUCAAUUUAUUAUUAUGAUAAUUAUUUAAAAUUUGUUAUUUUUUUUACUUAUUCUUUGUUAUAAUUAGGCCUCGUUAGUCGUGCAGGCACGAUAUAUGAUAUUAAGAUGUUAAGCACUGUGUGAAUAAAACCACUUUCUGAGGCUAUGUUCACACUCUAAAGGAUAGUUUUUGCCGUGAAAAUCAUACCGGAAACGGCUUCUGUUCACACACAGAACGGUGAUUUCGGCGCGAUUUCUGUGACAGAGAGACACUGCGCCGCGGAUAGGAUCUGUGCCGUACUUUGGUGCAGUAUGAAUACCGGACCGUCCCGGAAGUGAGUAAGUAGGAGUGAGGACUGGAAACCACCGAAACGGAAGUAAAUAUUCAGGUCCUCGGCUCCGGCACGAUAGGGAGCUUAAGCAACUACGACGAAGACGACGACGACAACGACAACGACAACUUCAAGAAACAAUAGAUUUAAUGAUCAAAACAACAGCUCUGCACGUGCAUCACACUUUUACCACAUUUCUUUGACGUCCACUGCACUGCUACGACGUGAAACCUCCUAAUUUGACGUUUCAUGGAGGACGUGGACAUACGACGACGAAUUUUCCUUCCUCUUUUUAAACUUGAAUAAAAUCCUUAAGAAUUCAACUCCAGGAAAAGUCGCCUACAUUUGACAUAUUGAGUGGGUCCAAAUAGACGCGAUUAAGUUUGAAAGAACGCAAAUUCAUUUUUUAGCGACAUUUUCACUGGCGUCGUCGUCGUCGUUGCUUAAGGUCCCUGAUGUUCGAUGUGUGUGAACGUCUUGCUCCAGCCCGGGCCGUUGCUGUUCAUAACAUACCUUACAGCUUUUCGCGGUGGCACAAAAAGCUAUCCAGUAUAGCGUGAACACAGCCUUAAUUAGUGAUAAAGAAAAUAUCUGCAAGUGAAAGCCUAGCCUGCGUAGCAGGCGCUUGGAAGUAGUAGGCGAAAGAGAAAACGGGCGCGCGCGAGGAAGACACGCGUGUCCCCUCGCGUGUCCCCUCGCGCGCCCAUUUUUUCUUGUGCCCACCACCUCCAAGCGCCUGCUACGCAGGCUAGUGAAAGCCACCCUGAAUACACUGAGGCUGAAACAAACCAGCUGGAUCCACUUGGUCUAAUGUGAAGUAAACUGGCUUUUAAGUCGGAAGGUAUGGUGUUUAUUUCACUUUUUCCGGUACUUAUAAUGGUCUUUUCUCACUGGUUAUUAUUUUCUUUUACAGGCAUAAUAAUACGUAUUUGUUACAUAUUCAUACCUGACGAGGUAGGUGUAUUCUCUGAAAGUGUGUAGUGUAUUAAAUGGGUUGGCCAUGUCACGCCAUUUUCUAUACCUUUUUAAAAAGCUAUCCGCGUGUCUUCCUAUCAGUUGAAUUCCAUAAAUUAAUGGUACAGUUUUGUUAUUGCGGGUGUCAAGAGGAGCCCGCAAUCCUGAUCUCCAGGUCGUUAUUACACAUGCGUCGCAUGUGCCUACCAUAGGCUGAUUUAGCAACAGAAGGACAGGAGCGUCAGUUGACGACGGAAAAGCGCGCGGAAAGGACUAAACACGACUUCCGGUGCCCAAUUUGCCGCUCUGCCAUUGGUCAGGCCAGUUGUUUGAUUUGCGUGCGCCGUCGUCAACUGACGUCCCCGUUCUUUUGCUAAAUCAGCCUUGUGUAUCCAGCAUUUGUUUGGACUUCCACUACAAGAAUGUAUGAAAUGCACAGAACGUACUUUGAUCACGCGCGUUUGGACCUUCUAUCACUCGUUAUCUGAUCACGCGUGUUUUGACCAUGUGUCACGUGAAACUUACGCAAAGCACAGCGCUGGACCAAAAGCCAACGUUUGCAAGUUUUGUGGUUUUUAUACUUACAACUGGUAUUGUAUAUUUUCUUUCCCAGAACACAGUGUGGGAUCCGGAGCAGCUACUGAAGCAGAUUGUGUCCCAUACACAUUACAUCCCCGAUGAGUGGAAGGGGAAAGCUCAUACCAAGGAGGUAGGAUGGAGGGGGUAAACAACAAAGGUUUAUUCGGGGAGGUUCCGCCCCGAGGUCCAACCUCCUACCGCUCCCUUUUAUACACUGUUUUAGGCAGAAUUUGUACCCCUUUCGUAUAUCUUUUACUGAAAAAUGGUACCCCUUUCACAUGCUUAGUUUUUCGAACACUGCUUCCUUUUAACUGCUGUAAAUGUACUGUCUUUUAAGAAUGGAUAAAUUACUAAACCAGGAAGUUUUCAUGACUUUUUCACAGCCAUAAAAUGCAUCUGUUAGCCCCUUUGGACCUCUUACACCCCGAAAUGAAAGAUUUCCCUACCCUUUCAUAUGCUCAUAUCCCCACCCUUUUAUAUACCUGAAGCCUUAAAAAGGUACCCCUUUCGGGCAGAGCCUCCCCCAAAAAGGCCAUUACAGAGAGUAGCCCCCCCCCCCUCGGGAUAUCUCCUUACAUAAUUUUAAAUUAUUAAGCUUGUCUUUCUGUGUCCUCGCCAUAUUUCAAUUCCCAUGGUUUACGAGCCCUCUUUUUCCUCUAACUGAGAUUACUAAGGUAUAGGUAGUGGGAUGCCAAUAUACCUGAGGAAACAAGUGUACCCCAUAGGCCUUCUACCGCAAAACCCUGCCCGGCGAGACUGCUUUUUAGUGGUUCCUUCAUUAAUUAAAAGUUCUGCAUUUAAAGGUGCAUUAACAUAAUAGUAUUCUAUUUGUCUAUCUCCUUUCAGGUUCGAGAAAAGUUUUCUCAACUAUUCCAAUACAAAGCGGUAAGUUAUUAAAGGGAAGUCACGCAAUGUCCCCUUCACACAUACAAACCUGUUUUGCGACAAAUCACGAUGUUGCAGGUUGCGAAAGGCUGUUGUAGAAAGUAGAGAGUAGUUCUACUUUUUGCAACAAAAUCAUUACAUGUUGCGCGUGUUACCGGCCCAAGGCAAACUCUGUUUGCAGCAAGUGACGUAACCUCCGUGUAUGGCUCCACUCUCGCGUAAUCCUAUCCAGUCAAAGGUCAGUAUUCACGCAACCUGCAGCAACCUGAUUUUUUGCAAGACAGAUUUUAACGUGGGUGGUAGAACGCGCCACUCGAUUUGCAACAAUUCUUCGUUCUUCGAAACAAGUUGUACGUUUUUGUCGCCCGUUUUACCGUAGCUUUAAAAGACGCAUCACUGUCGCGUCGUGUUCUAACUUUAACCUGCCGUUUUUAUGUACAGGAAUACGUGUUACAAGAGCUAGUCAGCCCUGUAAUCACCCCAUUCCUUCUGUGCUUUAAUUUACGCUACAAAGCUCUGGACAUAGUGGAUUUCUUCCGAAAUUUCACUGUCGAUGUUGUUGGUGUCGGCGAUGUGUGUUCAUUCGCGCAGAUGGACGUCAAAAGACAUGGAAAUCCGGAGGUGUGUUAAAAUCCCUUUCCUCAAUUUUGAGUAAAUCAGAUUUAAGACUUUUUGGUACUUAUCGCGUAAAAAAAGUAUGCAACAAUUAGUGCCCCUGAGUUGCGAGUAAACAGUGAAAAUGAGAGUGAUACCAAAAAUAAACAAUGAAAACGAGAGUGUGAUACUGCGUAGUUGUCUACUAUCUCUUUUACGGGUCAUGAAAAUCACUCUAGAAUACCUUAUUUUGCCUCAGUUACCAUUGCUUAGGGGAGUAUACAGCGAUUUAAUUCCAAAAGCCGCUAAAGUUGUUAAAUUAUACUAACGCUUCUUUAGGUUUUUAUUACACUGCGCCAAAAGAGAACUUGACUGCACUGUAAAUUUGGCUGGCAUAUUCAGAUGUCUGACUGACGUAUAUGUAGUAUUCGCGUAUUCGACUAGUUCCACAAUCCUGAUGAAGGGAUUUGAAUAAACAGUCUUUCUGUGCGUUAUUUACGUGCCCUUUGCAGUGUUUUAACCUAGCCCUUCAGCUCUUUGCCGAAUCGAUUGAAAGAUAAUCUUGAGGGAGACGUUAAUCAGAUCCAUAUAGCCAGCGCUAAGGGGAAAAUCGCUUGCGAACAAGUCACUAUUUUCUUUGGUUUUCAUGUUAUUGGUUAAGAAAUUUAACUUAAAAUUUAGAGCACUUUUUAAUCAUUGAGAAUCGUCGAACUUAACCAAAGCAGUUACUCUGUCCAAUCACAACAAAGGAGUACGAUCUAGUGAAAAAUGCUUGUAACGGGCGCUAAGCGCAGAAAAAGUGGCGCUAAAUUAUGAGUAGUUUGCAUUUGUUCUGUUCAAUCGAGACAGUGGGGAAGAGCCUUGUGACCAAUCAGAUGCUUGUUGCCGAAGUAGCUGAAGCUCUGCGCGGGAAAACUGACGGAGAGACGUAAUGUUUGGUUUUGGACAAUGCCCCGAUUGGUUAAAAAAUGGCGGAAGUUCCGCGUUUUAGUUUAGCUUUGACACUAAACUAAAAGCCGCCCCAAUCCGCAGAUUUAUCACAGUAAAUCGCUUUCUUAUUAUUCGUAGAAUAUCUUAAGUAGGCUUGUGGAAGUACUAGUAGAGCUGACAUAAAGAGAAGUUUAUAUAACAAAGGUCGAUAGACAUAGCUUGUACCGCGUCUUUUGUCUUCUGAUCGUCAUUUGAUUGUUUUUUUUUUUAGUGGCUAAGUGAAGGCUUGACGCAAGCAACACAAUACGAGCAAGCUGAGCAUGGCAAAACGGAACUUUCGUUAGUUCAUUUCUCGGUAAGUACUGCGUUUCUGUUUUCGUUUUGAAUUCAGAUCGAAAUGUCCACCUGUUUCCUUUGUUUACAGAUAAAAAAUCCCAAGUGGAAGCCGACAGACCAAGGCGCGCAGUUUAUUAGUACAAUCAAGGAAAAUGGUGAGUGUGAAAUGGUUAAAUACUGCAGUAUGUUUAGCCUGUGUCGCAGACGUAGUCAAACCCCGGUUAGUAACGUCUGCAAAGUAGCGCCGAUAUCCUUGUUCUGGGCCGCCAACGGACUUAACAACUUACCGGAAAUGCGUUUUAGAUUUCCUUCAACCUCAUGGGCAAAUCGACAAUGGCUUUUUGAAAAGUCCAAUCAUGGCACGUACUCAAAUCGUGAUACACAGGUGGCGGCCCAGAAUAAGGAUUUCGUCGCUGAUUUGCAGACGUUACUAAUCGGGGUUUAGUUUCGUCUGUUGCGCAGUCUACAAAAAAUAAGCAAAGAUUAGAGAGUCUACUGUGUGGCACUUUUUAGUUUUUGCGGGUCCUAAUUUUUGCAAUUGGGACAUUUUUUGCGUCCCGCAAAAGUUAACCUCCACGGUCGCAGUUAUGUAGUUUUAUAUACAUGAAGUUUUGAUGGUAGACUUAUGCUUAUGCACUAUUGUUAUUUCAGCGGUUCAAGAAGGCAUCAAUCUGAGCAAUAGCGCUGCAUUAUCUGAACCGUGCUCCCUUCAAGAUUACAGGACAAGUAGUGUAAGUAAUGUCAGAAGUCAACCCAGAGGGGUACUCCCUGUGCUGGCCAAUACAGGGAGGCUCCGCCCGAAUGGGGUACCUUUUUCAGGCUUCAUGUAUAUGAAGGGGAAGGGAUUUCACUAGCUGAAGUAUAAGUAAAGGGUAGGGAAAUCUGUCAUUUCAGUCUGUAAAAAGGCCCAAAAGGGCUAUUAAAUAAUAGAUGUCUUUUAUGGCUGUGAAAAAGGUCGAGAAAACGUAUCGGUUUUGUGAUUAAUUUAUAUUUAAAAGCCAGUGUAUCUACAGCAGUUAAAAGGGAGGCAGCGUUCUACACUAGAAUGUGAAAGGGGUACCAGUUGGUUGAUCCCAUCACAACUAGACGCCAAAAAUUGCGUGAGCUCGGGCGUCCGUAUGAAAAAAAUUGAAAUGAGAAAACUUUCUCUGAGAAAUCACAAUCUUCAAAGGCCGCCAUCGUAUAUCGAAAUAUCAACAGUCUCUUCGCGUGAACAUCUGGAAAAGAUGCUUGAGUGACUAUAACGUAUUAGAUUGCAGUAAUUGUAUAUCAGAGGUCAUCAACUGAAAACAAAGGAGAAUAAAAUCAGUGACAUCAAAGCAAAGACCAAGGAUAACUGCUAAUUGAAGUACUCAAUUCAUUUCCUGUUUCUUCUUCAAGGCAACUAAGCAUAAAUAUGGAGGCAUUCCCAGUGUCUUCGGCAAGACUCUUGAGUUGAAGUUUUCGUGUGUAAGAAAUAGCAGAAUUCAUUCUUGUGAUCACUGAGUUUUAUACACCGAAUACAGUUGGCUUUGCUCGCCGUGUCUCGGGCAGCACUGUGCUCUGGUUUAGUCCGCUGACCUAUUUAACGCAUACUCUUAUAUCUUGCGCACGCGCUGUAUGCACCAGAGGGCGUUGCACCAAAGCCCGAGCCACAAGUCCAAUUUGGAGUGGCACGAUCGCUUACUACUAACUUCACUGCUAUAGGAACGAAAUGAUAGCCUUGUGAAGCUGUAGAGAUAGCUGUCUGACCAUUCUUGUGUUGUCCUUAAGUAUUUUACUUGCUUUUUUCGUUACUUUUCAGUUUCAAGGCUUGCCUUAUAUGAACCCCAUGAGCCUUAGCGAUCCCUCUCUUGCUCCACUGGGAACUGCCGCUGGGACACCCCAACAGCAGGCUCAAGCACGUGAAAUGCUGAUGAAUUCAAGUAUGAUGUAUUUACACGAGGUAAGAUAAAACUGAAAAAAACCUUCCCGUCUUACCAUCGUGACAUCAAGGGACUUUAAGAUGCCACGACGGUGACGACAACGAGAACGCCAAAAAAGCAAUAGGUUGAAUAGGCAAAACACCAACUUUGCACGUGCGUCACGCUUUUUUGUACAUUUCUUUGCCGUCACUGCACGACUACGACGGAAAAUGCCUAAUUUCAAGUUUUAUGAGGGACAUAAACAAGCGACGGCUAAAUUUUCUUUCUCUUUCUGAACUUGAAUAUGAUUCUUAGGAAUUCGGCUCAAAAAGAGUUCGCUUGCAUUUGACAAAAUAAACGAGUUUGAGUAACUGCGAUAGAGGUUGAAAGAGCGCAAAUUCGCUUUUUAAGCGACGUUUUCGCCGUCGUGGUAUCUUAAACUCCGUUGGUGAAGUCCUGAUGGGGUCAGCGCAACAACUGAGUCUUACCUCCCUCCAAUCGCUCCCCAUCCCGACAGCUUUUUCAGCCAUCCAAAAAUGUAAAACAAAGCAAACAAAUUAGGUUCAUCAAAUUCAUAAGGGAUACAUCAUCUUUAUUAAUUGACUCAAGUUCCGUAACAAGUUCAUUUUAAUGUUGCCGAACAUUUCUCUCGGUAGUUAGAGAAGAACACUCCGUGCUUAUGAAGGAUUUAUAAAACGAAAAGUUUUUCUCUUUUAGUUAAGAGAUCGUCAGGUUGAACAGUCUGGGCUACCUCGAGGAAGCAGUUUGACGACAACAGCGGUGAGACAUGCACCAUCAUCAUCUGCGACGAUUGACGAAGAAAACAUCAGUGAAACAGAGGUGUUAAGGUCUGUUUUGUUUAGAAAAUCAGUUCCUUUUUAUAGCUCACCAUAAUUCAGGGUUUGUAAAAAAAAUUGAAAUUCAAGUCACAUUUUUCUCGCAUGGUGUCAUUGAAUUUCUUUCUCAGUGUAUGAUUUAGUUAGAAAAUGACUUGCCUGUGAUCUGACAGAAAAAUCUAGUUUUCCGAGGACGUUUUUUCGAGCCCAACAAUAGAGGCACUUCAUCCCAGCCUUCCCCCUUCCAGACAAAGAAUAAGGCAAAAGAUGGCUAUGAAUCCGCUUUCGAUUUUUUUUAACUUGGCAAAAGGUUACAUUUUGCUAUGCUUAUCACAAUCCGACAAUUAAAAGUAAAGAUGAGGACUGACCAACUCGUUCUUGAGUUGUAAGCCCUUGAAGCGUAAGUUAAGGGUGUUUUGAACCAGGUAUCCUGUUCCUAUAGCAACGUUAACGCAACGCCUUGCGUCAGGUAAAUGAUUAUAACUUGUUAAGUGAUGAUUUAGUAGUUGUUGAAUACCAUUUUUAUAAAAUCAACCCAAAAGAGAGUGGUAAUACUGACCUCAUCAAAGUAGAAGUGCUUAGAAAGGCAACUAGAAAACCAUUUUGAGCCGUACCUCGGCAUAACGAACGACAUUCUUCAGUCUUGUUAAACACGUGGUUAAAUUUAUUGAACGGGGUCCCGACCGUUAAAAUGAACGUAGUUCUCAGUCCGUUGGUUCUUUGCUGUAUGUGGGUUCGGACUAAUUAUCUAACUUCUUAAUAGUUUUGCAGUCCCCGGCUUAUUACAACAUUGUAAAUAUUUUUAUCUCUUGCAGAGACCACGAGCGAAUGGUGUAAACUUGUAAAGAUCGGUAGUGAACUUUUAAAUGAAACCCUGAGGAAAUGUCAAGAGUGAAGAGCGUGGUUUCAUAAUAUACUGGAUGUAGUCCAAACCGUAAAAAUGGGAACGUUGUGAUCAUCUUCCGUAAAAUGAACUGAAAGUGGUCUUUACUGUUUUCAAAGUUUUAAUCACCAAUGAACCCAUUGUGUGAAGUCUGGUGAUAAGUACUAUUUGAGGCGGCAAGCAACUCAACAAGUUGCAAAGGGCGUCGCUUUAUUCCAACUCAACGUGUCCGUUUAUUGAGGAUCUAGAACGUUGGCUUCAAAAUUUUUGGCUAAGAUAUCUAAUGUAUUAAGUAGGUUUUUAAGGGAACGCGUUUGGUAAUGUAACUUUUGU